Giardia duodenalis is the source of this 405-nucleotide messenger RNA. Its product is annotated as Cytidine deaminase. The transcript has a single exon. The record is from RefSeq and is a predicted model, not a curated record. Gene Ontology annotation, cellular component: cytosol. NCBI's taxonomy places the organism in Eukaryota, Fornicata, Diplomonadida, Hexamitidae. Gene Ontology annotation, molecular function: zinc ion binding; cytidine deaminase activity. Bases 1 to 405 code for a protein of 134 amino acids.
AUGCCUAUAACACGAGAGCAGCGAUCGGCCCUGAUAAAAGCAGCCAUAGAGGGGAGUGAGCAUGCGUAUAUACCGUACUCUAAGUACAAGGUCGGCGCCGCCAUCUUGACUGAGAGCGGGGAGAUUUUUAAGGGCUGCAACGUCGAGAACGCGGCGUAUCCUAUCGGUGUAUGUGCUGAGCGCACUGCUGUUGUCAAAGCUAUCAGCGAGGGCAAGAAGGACAUGGUCGCGUGCGCCGUGGUUACUCGUGAUGGGGGCUCGCCGUGCGGUAUGUGCCGACAGACCUUGAACGAAUUCAACCCCAAGAUGCACAUGAUAUUGGCCAAGUUAGACGGGGAGGUCAUAACUGAAAUGCCGUUGGACGAGCUCCUCCCCCUGGGCUUCGGGCCUGCAAACCUGCUCUGA